AUGUUAAGAGACGAAGUUCGUAGAACAAAUGAAGCAGAAACAGCAAAAUCCCAAGAACGCCUAGUGAAUCCGUCGAAUAGUGAUGACAAAAAGAAUUCGAAUGAUACGAAUGACGGCAAGAGUGAUACGGAAAAGCUUGUUGAGAAAGCUCUAGAUGAAAAAGUGCAAGAACAAGGAUUACCCGAAGACGACGGAUCGGAUACAUCAGAAAAAAUCGAAGACGAAAUUAAAGAAAAGAAACCCGACAAUCCAGAUGAUCACCAUGAUGAUUUACAAGGCUCAACAGUUGAAAUUGUCCAACCGACAGAUUUAAAACCGAAACAUCUUGGUUUUACGCGAACAUUAUUAUUAGCAAUGUUCGCUGCUAUGAUUGGCACAGGCGCUCAAUUCGGGUAUGCAUUAGGCGUUAUGAAUGCUCCGUCAGAGAUAAUCAAAAACUAUACCAAGGAAAUCUAUUUGAAACGUUACAAUUCGACAAUUAGUGACUAUUAUCAAGAUAUUCUUUAUUCGACAGCUAUUUCAGUUAUAGCACUUGGAGGCGUUCUAGGUGGUCUUCUAGCUACACUACUAACUGAUCAAUUUGGCCGAAAAACUGGUUUAUUGCUGAAUAACAUUCCAGUAAUACUCGGUUCUGUAUUGAUGGUACUUAGUAAAUUCAUUGCUUCAUUCGAAGCAUUUAUUAUUGGUCGAAUUCUAAUUGGUUUCUCUGCUGGUUUCGGUGCAACCGUGGGACCGAUUUACAUCAAUGAAAUAGCGCCGAUACGUGUACGUGGUUCAUUCGGUGCUUGCUUUCAGUUGUUUGUGGCCAUUGCCGUACUGCUAGCUCAAGUUCUUGGUUUAGAUAUAUUUCUUGGUCGUGAGCACUUAUGGCACUAUCUUUUUGCCGUGCCGAUUAUCUUCAGCCUCCUUCAAUGUGUGUUAUUAGUAUUUACGCAUGAAACACCGAAAUUUCUCUUACAAAAGAAACGUCGAAAAGCAGCUGAACGAGCUUUGAAAUGGUUUCGAUGUGAGACAGAUCUGGAGGUUAUUAAAGCAGAAAUUCAUGAUAUGGAAGCAGAUUUUCAUAAUAUUCAAACAAGUGCGACCGCGAUAUCCAUUCGUGAUUUAUGGUCAAAACCAUUACUACGUAAAUGUUUACUCAUUUCUGCCAUGACUCAUGUUGCUCAACAGUUCACUGGUUGUUUUGCGAUUUUCUUCUUCGGAGAUAUUAUACUUUACCAUGCACGUCUACGCAUGGAUUAUACGUCAUAUGCGAUGUUAUCCUGCGGAAUUACGUAUCUAGCAGUGGCAAUAUCAUUGGUUUUUAUUCUGGAUAAAGUUGGACGGCGCUCAUUAUUGCUCUAUGGUUUCAUUGGUAUGGCAGCAUCGUCAUGUGUCAUUGGUGUUACUAUUCUCAAAUCGAAAAAUAUUCCAUUGUUUCAUAUGAUAUUCUUGGAAAUAUUUGCAAUGAUGGCAAAUGUUGGGUUCUGUGCUAUGGGGCCUGGCGCUAUACCAUGGAUGUUAUCAACAGAGAUGUUUUUUCAAUCGGAACGUGUUUAUGCAUCAAGUGUUGCCAUUAUUGCCAACUGGCUAUCAAUGUUUGCUGUAAUUAUGACAUUUGUACCACUUUUCUACGCUGUCGGUGCAUUGCUGUUCCUCGCGUACGCUGCCAUGAGUUGUAUCUUUUGGCUAUUAACUUUUCUUUUUGUACCGGAAACUCGUCGGAAAAUUCCAGAACGCGUGCAGAUUCUUGUUGCCAAAGGCACAGUCUACAAAGCAAAACAUCAACAAUAA
Molecule: messenger RNA, 1773 nt
Organism: Adineta ricciae
Lineage: Eukaryota; Metazoa; Rotifera; Eurotatoria; Adinetida; Adinetidae
Source: the annotation of a GenBank genome assembly